This is a messenger RNA of Mycena citricolor, 1536 nucleotides long. The record is from the annotation of a GenBank genome assembly. Lineage: Eukaryota; Fungi; Basidiomycota; Agaricomycetes; Agaricales; Mycenaceae.
AUGUGCUUUAAUCCCACUACCCUUCCUCAAGCCUCGAUGCAUCCCGCCUUGAGGGUCGCCGAGAUCCGCCACCUGAUUUGCGAAGCGAUCGGGGCCGAUGAGCUGAAGGGAAUCCUCGCUGCCCUUGCCCAGACAUGUCAAGCCUUUUUUCAGCCUGCAAUAAAAGUACUCUGGGCCGCCGUAGAGCUUGGAUAUUGGCUACGGUACACGAUGCCAGAGGAUGUGUGGAAUGGGGACUGGUAUUUUGGGACUUCCCGUGUUCUGUCUUUGCGGAGAGACAUUGUUGUUCAAGACUGGACACGUUCGGUGAUUUACAGCCCAUUUAUUCGUAGAUUGAUUUGCCCGGCGUCUGGAGGGACCGCACUCGAUGUGGCUCAAUCGCUGGGGGGAAUCCUCAUCUGCCCACCCCCCGAGACCUGUUUCGUGUCGUUGCGAUAUCUCACCUGGCAUCAGAACAACUUGACGGCUAUGCGCCCGUUUCUCGGACCGAACUUGACUAGUCUGCACAUCUGGACCCCAUGCCUGGUGGGGACGAUCGAUGAAAGCAUGAAAUUUCUACUGGAAGUUUCGCGUCGGUUUUCCAGGACGAUGCGUGACAUUGGCUUUCACUUCGAUACGUCAGACAACCGAGGGCCCGCCGAUCUGAUAUCAUCUUUGUUUGCUGUAUACGCAGAUCUGCGCUGCGCGUCCGCGCAUGUGGCAAAUCAACAGGCUCUUAUCUUUUUGGGUGCGCUCCCACGACUUCAGUCUCUAUCUGUGACGUUCGUCACGGAUCUCGAGGAUUUUGCGACCCUCGCGGCUGAUCGAUCAUUCUUUCCCUCACUCCAAGCGCUCGAACUGCAAGCCGUCACACAACUUGAGGCAAACCUGCUUUUUUCAGCGCUGACCACAUCGCCGCUGUCAACUCUCCACCUCGGACUGAGAGGACUUGUACUCAACUCGGCUUUCGAAAGCCUCCUCGCCUCUAUAACACGUGGCUCUCAAUCGGAGCUGCGCCUCCUAGACAUCUCAAGUCUUGAUCACCGCGAAGACGGUGACUUGUGGAGCCUCACCCUCCUCACCUGCUCAUUCUUUUCCUCUCUGACGAACAUAUCCAUUGAAUCCCAUGUUGGUUUCGAAAUCACAAACGAAAGUCUGGGGACUCUCGCCCAGAACCUCCCCCACAUUGCCGAGCUGCGGCUGUGGGCUGCUAAUUCCGGGGGCAAACAUGUCACACUUCCCUGCCUUGCAUCCUUCGCCGAAAACUGCCGGUCACUCCGCACGCUCAAGAUCCCUCUUGACGCGUGUGAUGUCGCGUGGGCAUUGAGCAUACUGGCGUCUCGGGCAUUCCCACGCCAGCGGGCGCUGCGUGAGCUGAUGGUGCUCAACGCGGGGAUCGAGCGACCGAGCGACGUUGCGGCAUAUCUCAGUAUACUGUUUGGCGCUUUGAAGAAAAUCACGACAAUGGCUGAUGAGGGCGAUGAGGGUGUUUACGAUGGGGCAUAUGCAGAAUCAACGAGUGCGAGCUAUUGGGAGGAGGUGCACAGGUUAUUGUAG